AUGUUGUCAUUAAUUGAGAUACUUGUCAUAGAAAUUUUAGUAUGUCUUGUUGUGUUCAUUUUGUCAUCAUGUUGGAAAGAAACCAGCAAUAAUGUACCACUAGUAAUAGAGCUGCCAGUCGUAAACCGUCCUCCACCGGCAGGACGCAUUAUUCCAAUCAUAUACCAUCCAACAUCGGCAGCCGCGCCAGUCCUAAACCGUCUACCACCAGCAACAGAGCCAACGGGUGCAGAGACUUCGACUCGGUCCCAGACGACGGAGGAACGGAAGAGGUAUGAUGUAGCAAUCGAUGUUUAUAUCGAAGAAGCUGCAGAUGGGGAACGUGAAUGCUCUAUAUGUCUAUCGAAAUAUAAAAACCGAGAACUGUUAGGGUGUCUUCCGGUGUGCAACCAUAUAUUUCAUUUUGAUUGUAUCAAAAUAUGGUCGGAAUUUAAUCGGACUUGUCCAUUGUGCCGCCGGAGUAACGGUGAUGAACUAUAG
Molecule: messenger RNA, 480 nt
Organism: Fraxinus pennsylvanica
Lineage: Eukaryota; Viridiplantae; Streptophyta; Magnoliopsida; Lamiales; Oleaceae
Source: the annotation of a GenBank genome assembly